Molecule: messenger RNA, 793 nt
Organism: Pollicipes pollicipes
Lineage: Eukaryota; Metazoa; Arthropoda; Thecostraca; Pollicipedomorpha; Pollicipedidae
Product: hairy/enhancer-of-split related with YRPW motif protein
Exons: 4
Coding region: 11-793 (260 amino acids)
Biological process (GO): regulation of DNA-templated transcription
Molecular function (GO): DNA binding; protein dimerization activity
Source: RefSeq, a predicted model, not a curated record
AGCAGCGGCCAUGAGUGGCAUGAAGAGAGCGCUCAGCGACAGCGAGUGUGACGACGCGUUCGCUGAGGAUGGCAAAGAGGAGUCGUCACCACACCGGAAACGUCGGCGCGGCGUGAUCGAGAAACGGCGCCGCGACCGGAUCAACAGCUCGCUGGCCGAGCUGCGCCGACUCGUGCCGUCCGCCUUCGAGAAGCAGGGCUCGGCCAAGCUGGAGAAGGCCGAGAUCCUGCAGCUGACCGUCGACCACCUGCGCGUGCUGCACGCCAAAGGUCUGGACGCGCUGGCGUACGACCCAAACAAGUUCGCCAUGGACUACCACAGCAUCGGGUUCCGGGAGUGCACGGCCGAGGUGGCGCGGUACCUCGUCACCGUCGAGGGCAUGGACAUCCAGGACCCGCUGCGGCUGCGGCUCAUGUCCCACCUGCAGUGUUACUCUGCGCAGCGCGAGCUGGCCAACAAGCAGCACAGCUCCGGCUGGGGUCUCCAGUCGUACCCGAGCGGCGCCAGCCUGUCGGCCGCCGUCGACCAGGGCUACCACGCAGCGCUCGCCGGUCACGGCGCGUCCACGCUCGCCACCCACGAGCCCGCCCCCGCCAACCACAUGGCACGCUACAACCCGCCCGCUGCUGUGGGCGGAGUCAUGACGCAAUAUCCGGCCAAUGGGGGCUUCCCCGGCGCGGCGCAGCCGAUGACGUCAUACGCCAUGGGAGUGCCGUCGCAGCAGCACGUCGGUCAGGCCAGCGCCGGAUCGGCCAAGCCGUACAGGCCCUGGGGCACAGAGCUGGCCUACUGA